Ciona intestinalis (vase tunicate) is the source of this 2649-nucleotide messenger RNA. The record is from RefSeq and is a predicted model, not a curated record. Lineage: Eukaryota; Metazoa; Chordata; Ascidiacea; Phlebobranchia; Cionidae.
AUCUAUGUUUUAUAUAUUUUGCGACUUGUUUUAAAAGUUAAUGUUUCACAGUUAUUAUGAUAAUGUUUUGUGCUGGAUUUACCAGCCACGCUUUUUAUUUGACCUUAUUCCUUAAGUCCACAGCGUGUUUUAACGUUGUGUGUGUUGUUAUAAUUCCCAUCUCUUCGUUGUUUUAAUUAAUUUGAUUUUCGCUGUCGUCUUUAAAAAGAUUUAAUUAAUGUUAAUUACAAAAAUUAUAAAUGCUGAAUAUUUAAAUGUGAAACCGCGGCACACAUAAAGCAUUAAUAUAACAACUAUAAAUAUACAAGUGAGAGUUUUUACACACGCACCAACAAAAUAAACAAUUCAAGACCAAGUUUGACGUACCCUAUUUUGUUUUGUUGUAACAGCGGUAAUUUAUGUAAAUACGUUGCACAAAAACCAGACGGGCAAGACUGCAUGAUCUAUACACGUUUCUCUUGGCCCGAGGCGAGGCGAGUUAUGUUUGAACGACACGCGUUGACAUUCAAUGCUAUAAGUCUUGUUUGAACAUGGGUAGCUAGUUACAUAAUCUCAAGCAUGAAAGUAGUUAAAGUAUUACUUUUUAUUCUGCCUUUGCUACUACUAGUUACAGCUCAAUAUGACAACCAGAACUCCGACAACUUAUACUCAGAGGACGGCUACGACGAUUAUAUUUCUAUAUUAACAACGACCCCGGUUGAAGAAAUCGCGACCACUCCGCUUAGCGUGGUAACUCAACCUGUAACUGUAACGGGAAAUCAAGCGACUACUUUGAAAUGGGCGGCUAGUGAAGGCGGAAAUAAUCAAUCACGUUCGGUAAGCAGAGAAAGCACGGCGAGCCAGAAAGCACCAACCCGUCAUACCACGCAUAGCUUAUUGCACGACCUUGCAACAGUAGCUGUUGCAACCACACAGGGAGAUACCCGAGAUAGUGACGUCAUAGCUACUACGUCACGGAGCGCACACGUUAUCCCGACAAGGGAAGAUUAUACGACGAACAAAACAACUACAAGCGCCCCUGAAGUAAUCUUAACUCUUAACCCUGUAAGAGUUACUGCAACGACGUUUCAAAACGCGUCAUAUCCGGUGGAAGAGAAUGCAACCAGCGCAAAUGCAAAACAGCAAACAACAACGCAGCGCGACGUAACGCAGCGUACCGAAGCCACUGCUGCAACCUCAGUACCCCUUGACACACCCGUGCCACCAUAUUAUGGACCAGGUCAAGGCGUUGGAAGUCCCCCGUUUAUGGAUUAUGACGUCGGUGGUGAAGGAAGUAACUCGACCACCAGUGGCGACAUCAUGUACGUCAUCAACGUUCCUCUAGCUGUGAUCUUGGCCGCCCACUGGCGGUGGUUUCUUUUGGGGGCAGUGGCCAUCGUGCUGUUGGUUCUGAUACCUGGAAUGAUAAUUCAAAUCAGUUGCAACAAGUUCUACUUAUCCUACAGACGUGAAAAACAUGGGGACGUCGAGAAAAACACUGAAGUGGCGACGAAUCUGGACCAACACCCACCAACCACGGUGUCUGUAAUACACAGUGAGGACAACUCAAUGAGUGAACCCCCACCACCCACCGCCCCAUCAUUUGACCCGCCCCCCAUACCUACUCAACCGGAACAUGACGUCAUCAACUCCCCUGAACCCCCAUUAUACAACCCAGACCCGUAUCCUAGCGACCAACACCGGGUAGUGACGUGUACAGAGCCCGAACAAAGACAGGAUUUAUACGCAACAAUACAUAACAAACAGAACAUCGAAAAUGGGAUCCAACCUCAACAGAAAAGAGAUUACGAAGUCUGUGUGAUCCCAGCGCCCGUUGUAAGGUCGGUAGUGCCGCAAACCCCACAAACUACAAAACAAGCGAUUGGCAAUGAAGCUAUAAUACAAAGUAACCGUACACAGUUGGACCCUAUAGUUACUCCAAGGGUUAAAAACUCAAUUAAACCUACGAGGCCAACAAGACCAAAGGAGUAUAAGAUACAGCAAUCAAAGAGGAGAGAAUCCAACGUGAGAGAACCGAGAGAAAAAAGGCGUGGUUUAAAAACUCAAGAUACAAAUCGAAGAAGAAGAGAAAAUGAGAGAAGGUCAGGCAAAAAAGAUCCUCCAGUUUCGGAUGCGAGAGAAUUGGCAGAGAAGAGAAAAGAGUUAAAGAGGAAAGAAGAGUUGCUCCGACAGAUCAUUGCUGGAGUUACAGAGGCAGAGAUGUUGCAGAGGAAAUUGGAUCGAACCCGGAGGUGGGCUAAAGAGCAGAGACGCGGUAGAUCGGAUGGGAGCAAGGAACCAAAGUCUCAAACCAGGCGGCCGAGGAAAAGUGAAAGAACUCGUUCGGACGAUGGCGCUGCGGAGUUGGAAAGGAAAAUUCCUCGCCCGCAUUAUAAUACUGAUCGUGUGAGAAAGAAACGGAGUUGAUUUGAUUAGUUUUGUUUGCCGUUAAGUAGAAAUGCAGUACAUAUUCUAGUGGUGUGAGACUUAGCGCUGUUAUGUAGAUAACAGGUACGUUGUGGCCAAAUGUGUGGCCAUUGUAAAUGCUGACACGAAGGUACUUUCUGCUACUUUUGCUACUAGGUGUAAUAAUUAAAGAACUAAUUUUUUAGUGCAGUUGACUUUAUACAAAGUUUUUAAUAAAGAUAUUUUUCAUUGUGUAGCGUGACC